GGAUCUGUGCCAACCUGUCUCCAUAGUAACUCAGUAAACAACAGACAGCGUGAACUGUUUACUCUCUCUGCAGCGCAGCCUCAGGUUUGCUGUCAGUCUUCAACAUAAAAACUGAAGUUUAGAUUCAUGAAUCACAUCUGAAGGACUUUACAGAGAGCUACGACCACCCAGAGUUCCUUCGGGACCUCCUCCUGUCAGCUUUUAGGAUCAUCUCUGUCUGACUCCCGUCCCUCAGAAAGCUUUACCAGCAGGUCGCAGCGGGGGGCGUGGCCUGGACGUCUCCCUGGUCGAAGCGAGACGUCAGCGCAGAGACCUCCGUAAUCUCCUACCCUAUGAGGACCGGAUGAUGUCAUAUCCUUCCUCUCAGGGAAGAGAAGGAGCUGGCGACUCGUACUACCAAUCAGAUGACUGGAGGGGGCGGGGCUUGGACCAAGCCUUGCAGCGAUUGGUGGAGAGGGACCAGAGGCGGGCUCAGGAAGAGGAGCAGCGAGCAGCUUACCUGGCCGCUCUGCUCCGCCUACUGAGCGAGGCUGAGAGGUCAGGUUUGGUCGGCCCAGGAGACGUGGAGGUGGUGGAGGAAGAAGUAGAAGAGGAAGAUGACCAGGAGACCCCAGGAGACUUUCAGGGCCCCAUCCCUCAGGAUUACGAUGAAACAGGAGGGCGGGGCCUGAGCAUGGGGAGGCCCCCUGCUGCCUGGUGGGGCCUCCUGGAGCCCCAGUUAGCUCAGGCCCUGCUGGACAGGAUGGAGCCUCAGGUGGCUCAGGCGCUGCUGGAGAGAGCGAGACAGGAGAGACUCCAACAGGCCGGACGAGUUUCAUCAGGACCGAGCCGAGCAGGAGAGAAGGAGGCUCUGAGACGUCUGGUUGCCAGGUUACUGUCCAAUAUCGGCCCCAAUGACGCCGCUGUGAUGUCAUCAAGCCGCAGAGCCAAAAGAGACCUGUCCUUCACACCACCUGAACCUCUUAGCUCCGCCCACAGAAGAACCCGGCGCUCCCUCGAUGACUUGGCUCCUCCAUCGCCGAGCAACGACCCGCCUCUGCUCAGAGUGAAGAGGCUAGAGGGCGACGAGGAGGAUGAAGAGGAGCUCCGCCCUCCUGCCGCCGGGCUGCAGAGGAUGAAACGCAUCGACACCAUGGGGACUAACGCCAUGGAAGAACUGAAUCAUGGGAGUCGUAGGCGCCGGAGGAGAGCUGCCGUGAACUAUGACCCCCAGAUAUUGAUCGAUCAGAUUCUGGAGUACAUUAGGGAGUAAGAGGAGAGGAGAGGAGAGGAGGAAAGGAGGAGAGGAGAGGAGAGGAGGAGAGGAGAGGAGGAAAGGAGGAGAGGAAACAUGCAGGGAAACAAAGGUAGGAGAUGUCAGAGAAAAGAGGGAUGUGACAGAGGUGUAUUUUGUCGUAUUUAUUUCAUUGUGUAUCUUUUGACUGUUUUUUUUCUUUGCUGCUUUUGUGAAACCGUGUCUGAUCAGUUGUCUGUGUGAGAACGAGAAGAGAAAGAGUGAUGGAUGACUAAGAGGAAAGGAGAGAUAUUCCUUCAAAGUUAUCUGAAUUUGCUUUUCCAGGAAACUUGUGAAGAAUUUAAAUAUAUUUCUUGUUGUUUCUGCAGAACUGCUCACCUAGUGAUAACUUUAACUCUUAUUAAUCAGUUCUCUAAGGGUUGGCGUCACCAAGCUAACAGCUGCCUAGCAACAGAGUCUGAAGCUUUCUGAUUGGUUGCUUCUGGCAGUGAUGGCUCCUGGGAGCGCGUUCAAACCCCACGUUCAUAAAAGGUCAAAUCUUAUGUUUCUAAACACUUUCACACUGACUGUUCUGACCUUCUUUCAGUGUGAGCGUGUUUGUGGUAUAAACAGAUAAUAAACAGCGGCUGUAACCACGGCGACGGCUCAUCAGCUCAGUGACUGGUUGGUUUUUGUUGUGUUUAUGUAGUUCAGCCUGUGUGCAGCAGCUCUGUCAGUGAAACCACUCGUCUGUCUGUAGUAAACAAUAUCAAAUAAAGUCAAUA
Messenger RNA from Cheilinus undulatus (humphead wrasse), 1998 nucleotides. RefSeq names its product proprotein convertase subtilisin/kexin type 1 inhibitor, like (gene pcsk1nl). Gene Ontology annotation, molecular function: endopeptidase inhibitor activity. Lineage: Eukaryota; Metazoa; Chordata; Actinopteri; Labriformes; Labridae. The transcript has 5 exons. Gene Ontology annotation, biological process: negative regulation of endopeptidase activity. The coding region runs from base 344 to 1252 and encodes 302 amino acids. The record is from RefSeq and is a predicted model, not a curated record.